Ectocarpus siliculosus is the source of this 4052-nucleotide messenger RNA. The record is from the annotation of a GenBank genome assembly. NCBI's taxonomy places the organism in Eukaryota, Phaeophyceae, Ectocarpales, Ectocarpaceae.
AUGCCGCUAUCGUGCAAGGGGAGGGAAUGGCAACGCCGCACGAGAGGUACCAUCGACGACGCUCUAGGGGGGUACGCCCUCACCAUGAUCGACAGCCUGGACAUGCAUGCCGUGGUCGGGGACGGGGAAGGGUUUCGACAAGCUACGGCGACGUUGCUCCGGGACUUCGAGUCAGGCCUUCUCACGUUCGACCGCGACGUGGUGGUGUCCGUGUUCGAGGCCUCCAUCAGGGUGCUGGGGGGUCUGCUGAGUGCCCACCAGAUCGCCACGGAGCUGGGGCCCAGCGGCAGGCUUGGUCCACCCGGGUGGUACGGCGGCGAGCUCCUCUCGUUGGCGCACGACCUCGGACGGCGGCUGCUGCCCGCGUUCGACACCCCGCUCGGCAUACCGGUGCACCGCGUUAACCUUCGCAAAGGAGUGCCUCGAGGGGAGACUCGAGAUACGUGUUCCGCGGCCGCCGGGACAUUCCUCGUCGAGUUCGGCGCGCUCUCGCGGUUAACGGGCGACCCCUCCUUCGAGGCGGCGGCGCGUCGAGCUGUCGGGGCGCUCUGGGAGCGGCGGAGCCCCCUGGGGCUGGUCGGGGGCGGCGUUAAGGGGUCUACGGGAAAGUGGGAUUCAAGGACCGCGAGCAUCGGCGCCGGGACGGACAGCUUCUACGAGUACCUGGACAAGUCGGCGAGGCUUUUCCGGGACGCGGAGAUGAGGGGGAUGUUUCGGGAGGCGUACGCCGGGGUGGAGGAGAACCUCGUGUGGGAGCGGUGGCACGUAGAGGUAGAUAUGUGGAAGGGGAAGGGAAACCCGUCCAACUACCGGGUCAGCUCGCUGCAGGCGUUCUGGCCGGCCGUCCAGGCCGGCGCGGGGAGCGUGGAGGCGGCGGAGAGGACGUACGACGCGUUGUUCGAGCUCUGGGAGGAGUACGACGCGCUCCCCGACUUUUACGACGUGCUCAACGACAGGCUGCUGCACUACGGCAGAGAUAGCCCACUCAGGCCGGAAUUGGCGGAGAGCACCCUGGCCCUCUACCGGGCGACGGGGUCGGCCAAGUACCUCCGGGCCGGCGAGGACUUGCUGUCGGCGUUGCAGUCCAACAGCAGGGUGGCCUGCGGCUACGCCAGCGUGGGCGACGUGGACAGCUCGAGGCUGGACGACCGCAUGGACAGCUUCUUCAUCGCCGAGACGCUCAAGUACCUCUUCCUUCUCUUCGACAGCUCUCUUCCGGCCAAGAAUCGCAAGUCGAUCUUCUGCACCCCGGAGCAGGAAGACGAGGGCCAUCCGUUCCUGGCGAGCGCUCUGGCCCCGGGCGGGGCGACGACCGCUGCCGCUUCGUGUCUCGGCGACGGCGGCGGCGGCGGCGGCGACGGCGGCGGCUGUGGCGAUAGCGCCGUAGUCGACCUUGGACGGGACGGCGACGGCAAUAUCGGCCGCCACGACCAGGGCGAGCGGACAAGGGUGUGUUCACCGCCAUCGCCAUCGACGUCGUCGUCGCCGUCUCUUGUAGUCCCGUUGAAACUCUCUAGCAACACGCAGAUGACCGAGGGCCUCUUCCAGCGGCUUGUCGACCGCGCAUUUCGAGCUUCGGAUGGCAGCGAGGGGGCACGGGAGUGGAAAAGGGCCGAAACGGCUACGUUGGACGGGACGACGACGACGACAGCAGCAGCAGGGGCGGGAUCAGGCAUGGGAAGGCGCGGGCGAGACGAACACGACCGGAACGGUGGCGGUGGUGAGCUGUCGCGGUUGUCGUCGUUCGACCCGCGGCAUCACUACUCGCGAGCUGUUCGGAGCGAGGGGUUCGUGUCGCGGCCAAAGGGUGCCGAACUCGAUGUCAAGUGCCGCCACACGAGCACGGGUAGGCCCACGUGCGACAUCCACGCCAUCGGUCCCGGGCUUCGAGCGCACAUGACGAGCGCGGUGGGGGAGAAGCUUUGGCCGAAAGCGGUCCUGCGGGUGAUGGACUGGGUCCGCGACACCGUGUUCUCUCAGGAGCAGGGACAACAGCAGCAGCAGCAGCAACUGGAAGAUGACCAAAGCAGCAGCGACGGCAACCUCUCCAAGAACACCCGACUCGAGGCCGCCAUUUACCGGUUGCAUCUGGUCUUGUAGAUGGAUGGCCCCAUCGGCGGCGGCGGCGGCGGCGGGCGGGCUGGCGGAAGUCCUCGCUGAACGGUGGAUUGAUCAUAUGGGCUACAAUGCAUGCAAAUGAACUUUCGACCUCUCGGAAGCAUUGGUCGUCGGUGUGUUGUGUGUCACCUCCCGUGAUAGUUACGUUCGCCAACGGUACAAGACUGCUGUGACCGGGUGUUGUAUCGUGUGUGCUGCCACGCUGGUCUGGUUGAUUUUGAUACCCGUUUGUACAAAAUUUUGCUGUGGUGUUGUUUUCUCCUUUCCUUGUUGGCAAUUGUGUGUUUUUUGUCUCUUGCGAAGGAAACCCCCCUUUUAGGUGUUUUUUUUUUUUGCUCUCCUGUGGCGCAUGUGUUGGUGGUGGUUGGUGUGGCGGGCGGCGAGUGCGUUGCGACAGAAUUCGGAGAAUUGUGCAGUGGACUCGCAUUUUUCUAUCAUGUAUGUAUAUAUACUCAUGGGGUGUAUUCUUCUAUACACUCAUUGGGGGGUAUGCAUAUGAACAUGACCCUUUCGGGUCUUUUGCUGUAUGGCACCACCUGCAGGUUGCGGCAGAGGAGCAGGAGCCGGUGACAAACGUGUUCUCGUUACGAAUGCAAAAGUUAUACACACGUGUUCGUUCCGAUCAGUGCCGGCCAUAGUUUACACAGAGAAUUGUUCUUUCAUCCAUCGCUUGCUGUCUUGUCCGCUUCAUUUGAGUGUUCCCUCUUGCACGUCUUGUCUGCUUCAUUGGGUGUUCCCUCUUGCAUGUCUUGUCUGCUUCAUUGGGUGUUUGUUCCCUCUUGUACGGGAGCGAGAGGCUUGUGCUCGUCGGGUUCCCUGGCAAGGAAGGAAGAUGAUGAAAAGUUGUGAGAAAACGAGGGGGUAAUCAUGGGGAGGGGGGCGGGAAUGGGCACAUUAUUUUCUAAGAGAGGGAGGGAGGGAGCGGGUCGACAAGUGGGAACGAGACCGAUCGUGACGCCUUCGAAGAGAAAAAGGGUUGUCACGAGGACUCAGCGUAGGACGCAGCAGCAGUGAUUUUUGUCCAGGGCGACCGUGAGAGGGACGAUGUAGGGGAAGUAGUGCGGAGCCAUCCAGAGGAGUACAGAUAAAUUAGGUUUCUGGCCUUGUGUUUGGUGCCAUUCAGAGAGAGAGAGGCGAGCAUCAUGGGUAACUGGGAGGCGGGUUGAUGUAUGUGUAGCUGUCAUUUGUCGUGGGUAGUGUCUUCGCGUGUUCUAGACUAGAGGCAACCGUUUCAUGUUUGUCCCUGUUUGGAAGCGAGUGGUAUUGUCUUGGUCGAUUCCUUUGUGACGAUGGGGCGCGAAGAUGAGGGUCCUUCACCAUUGUCGCUCCCCCCCCCCCCUCCUAAUCACGAUUUGUUCUGUCCCCUGUGGUAAUGAAUUGUUCUCGACUCCCAGAGUUGGUGUAAUAGUUGUUUCUGUGGACUUGACUGGUCAUGUGGUACUUGUUAUUUUGCCAGCAGACCGGACUGUACAGUAGUUCAUGCCAAAUGCUGGCACGCCCACGGUGUCGGUUUUUUUUUCCGGGGUUGCCAAGCAACGGUUGUGCGUUUUCUCCUUUCCCCGCGUGCAUCCUUGUGGCCGUCCCUCCUAUUAUUAUAGAUACCGAAGACUGUUUUCUUGUGGCCGCCCCCCUGCUAUUUGUAGAUGCCGAAGACUCUUUCUUUGUGGCUGUCCCCGCUAACAGAUGCCUCCUAACACUGUGUCCUAGUGGUUGUCGGGUUGGCGAGCGUUGUUCUGUGCCUCUCUCUGUUUGCGGGUGGCCCGAGUACGGCCAGAGCCUCAUUUAUUUUUGUUCCUUGUCGUGGGUGUUCGGUGAGCGAUCAAUCGGCCUGGAGGACGCUCGGUGUCACGAGACACAUGCGAACGAAAAUGGAUGCUGGGUGCAACGUGCCGUCCUUUCGCACGCUUUUUUGUCAGAAGUUUUGUUGGUGUUUU